CCGGAAUCUGCGGUCUGGCGCUGAGCGUUGGAAUCCGCCCGCCUCUCGCCCAUCUUCUUUGUCUCGUCUCUCUUGUCUCGUUAAUAUCGUCGACAAAUUGCUUCUUUCUCCCGUCCUCGUCGACUGGCAUUUCGCCCCAGCACGAUAACCAGACGCAGUCACCGGGAAAACGACUUCGCUUUGGAUGUCUUCAAUCUUCCGGAUUUCUUUCGCCGCUCUCUGGCUAAGGAAAGUUUCGGCCACACGCAGCGCGGGGCCGGACCGGUUUCGUGUUUUUCGGUUUCGUGUAUUGUAUAGUUGCCUGUUUAUUGCGUUUUCACAUUUCCUUCGUUUUCGUGUUUACUGCCACACUUUUGCCUCGAUGUCUUCUUAUUUAGUAAGUCGAGCAGCGGAGCGCGAAUGCAACUCGCCGCCUCCCUGAAGUCGAUGUCUUUUGACGACAUGCGCUUUUUCCAGUCUUUUCUUUUCCACCGUGAAACGGGAAAGACGUUCUCAACGAGGCACACACAUUGAACACCUCGUACAGUUGGCGCUGUACAAUUUUAAAUUCCAUUUCUUUCACAUUUGUUUUGAAGCCGAGGAGGCUUAUCUGUGGCAACCGGAGCAGCUUCUGUUCCAGAUCAAGUCUUCAUUUUCGUCGUUUUCUGUUCCAGAUCAAGUCCUCAUUUUCGUCGUUUUCUGUUCCAGAUCAACUCCUGACUUUUGUGGCUUUCUGUUCCAUAUUAAUCUUCAUUUACCCAAACCCACCACUGGAGUCUCGAUCGCCUUUUCGCUGUACAGCUUCUAGACACAAAACCACACCUACUCCGCCCCUUUUACCUCCUGAGUUGCACUCCUUUACUUCCUCUCCUCGAUGUUUCUCACUUCUCGCUGGUGUCCUGUGUAGACGCUCACGGUUCCCUCGUCUGCAGCUCUGGCGGACUGCCGCGCCGUCCUUGUCCCUCAACUCGAAAAAAUGAAUUCCCUCGCUGGCAGCGUCGUCGGGCAAGGCCAGCCUGUUGAAGAGACAGGAGUGGAGGCCCCGGCCUCUGACCCUCUUGCAGAUGGAGAGAGACACCCCAGCCGAGAGGAACCUUCUGGUGCAAUUUUCUCUUCUCAAGGCGUCUCACGCGCGGUUGUGGAGAGUCGCACGGAAGAACAAGUUCACCUGCUCAACGACGGAGUGUCUAGACACCCCGGGGGACUUCCGGAUGCAGAGGGCUGGGAUGAGAAUCCAGUCCGAGUCGACACAGGCGACGCAGUGGCUCAUUACGACGGACUCCCCCUCGUCACCCUCAACUUCGAGGACCUCACAAUGGACGUCGUGACUCCGGGCGACGGCUGCGUGAAGAGAGCGUUGAAGGGUCUCUUCAAAAGGCCGAUCAAGGAGCCGACGCGAAAGAGAAUUCUCUCCCUCGAAGGGGUGAAAAGUUCCUUCCAGCCUGGAGACUGUGUCGCGCUGAUGGGAAGCAGUGGAGCAGGCAAAACGACUCUUCUGAAUGUUCUGUCGGGGCGCGUGACGAAGAAUGUCGGAGGCCGCGUUCAGUACAACGGUCUGGAAUUGCCUCCUGAGGCACUGAAGGCAAUUUCUUGCUUCGUUCAACAAGAAGUGAUUUUCUUCGGAACCUUGACCGUGCAGGAGCAUCUCGAGUACCAGGCUGCUCUACGGCUGCCGCCUUCGCUCUCUGCUCGUGACCGCGCAGCGACAGUGAACGCGAUGAUUGAAAAAGUCGGUCUCUCCAAAGUCGCGGAUUCCCUUAUUGGCAAUGUCUCUCAGCAGCAGCUCGUCGGCAUUUCCGGAGGCGAACAGCGACGCCUGUCUGUGGCGACAGAGCUUCUGACAGAGCCUUGUGUCAUCUUCGCCGACGAACCGACCAGCGGCCUCGACUCUUACAUGGCGAUGCAAGUCGUCAAGCUUUUCAAGGGCCUCGCUCUCGACGGUCGAACUGUCGUCUGCACCAUUCACCAGCCCAGCUCGAGUGUCUUUGCGCAGUUCAACAAGGUCGUUCUGAUGUCGGAAGGGCACCUUCUGUACUGCGGAGACCGCGAGGCUUGCAUCGGUUGGUUCGCGCAUUUAGGGCAAGUUUGCGAGGCGGACAUGAAUCCAGCUGAGUUUUUGAUUAAAGUCACUGCAGUGACGGACGACAAUCGCGAGGCGGCUGUCCAGAGAACGGUGGAGUGGGCUGAACGUUGGCGGCAGGAAGGCGCUAUGUUUCUCGAGCAGUGGGAGGCUCUUGGCGGACGCGCUGCCGCUUCCUCCGAUCAGAUGCGCAUUCAGCGCCUUUUUUCAUCGAUGGAAGAACCGGCUGAGGCCUGCGCAAAGGAGGCUCCAGGUGAAAACGGAGCAGGUCCGGGGGGUUCAGGAGCGCUAGUCGAGACCAAGCAGCCUGGAGAAGUCGUAUCACAUGCGGUCCUCGUCGACCAGAGCGCCCAGACGUCGGAGGCCGAUCGGCCGGAAACGCAGAACGCCGAGCCGACGCUCUUGCAUCGAAAACUGAGUUCGCGCGCCCAGUACAUGCUGAAGGGCGGUGCCAUGUCGAAGGCUUGUUUGGAGGAGAUGAAAACAGACAGAAUCGGAGUGCUCAGAGAAACCUGGCUGCAGAUCCAACGCAGUACUCUGCUCAGAGGCCGCGAUCCCUUCUCCACGUAUGUCCGACUCGUCACAACUGUGAUCAGCGCUCUCAUCCCUGCCCUCAUGUACUACCGCUUGACGUGGCAGAGCUCAGACGCGUGGAACAAAGUAUCUUCUUCUUUUUACAUCAUCCUCAGCGAGUCGAUGGCUUGUCUCUUCGGCGCUUCCAUGGCCUUCAACAAGGAACGCGCUGUCAUCCAGCGGGAAUACGAGUCCGGAGUGACACGAAUGCCUCUCUACUUCAUCGGCCGCAUCACCGCAGACUCGCUCCUCUGGAUGUUUUUUCCGUUCAUCUAUCAUUUAAUCGUCUACUGGAUCUCCGAUCUCGGGGGAGACUCUGUGAGCAAGUACUUUGCUUCCCUCGCGAUCACGCUGCUCCUGAUUCAGGUUGUCCUCUCCUACACCUACGUCGUCGUCGCGCUCAUCAAACAUCCAGUUGCGUCGACAGUUGUUCUUCAGAUCAUGCAGAUGAUCCUCACUCUCUUCUCUGGAUUCAUGGUCAAGUUGGACGAACUGGGGAAGUUCUGGAUCUGGAUUGUGUACCUCUCGCCAUUCAAGUACGCGCUCCCUUGCUUCACCGUCACUAUUUUCUGGAACACAGAAAUCUCGUCGCCCUCAGGAUCCACCGUCUCCGGCGUUGACUUCCUGAACGAUACCUUCGGAUUUCAACAUGACAAGUUCUGGCUGUACGUCGGCCUGCUAUUCGUCCUCGGAAUCAGUGGGAGGCUGUUGGGAAUGGUUGCGCUGUCGUGGAAGGCGAGUCGAACGAAGGAGAACCAAUGAGAGAUUGGAUGUUUCAAAGCGUCGUGUCUUUGUCUUUGACGAAGACGUUUUUUCUUUCCAAACUGGAGAUACGUCCGCGUCGAGGAACACAGUUUUGGGUCUGGAUUUUCCAACGAAAAAAACAGCGAUUCAAAUCCGAGGGACAGGGAUACUUCGGGCCGGGGCGCAUGCACCGACCUGGUGAGGGAGUUUUGCAGUUUUUUUUGAAAGGAUUUUCAAACGCAUGCGUUUCCUGUGGCGACAUUUUCGUUGCGUCGAGGACUGCCUGAACAGGCAGAUGUUCAAGACGACCUCUUCGUCGUCUUACUCUUCGUUUUCGAUUUGUUUCUGCAAGCAAAGAGGGAAGGGAAGAGCUGUGACGGAGAGGGGGGCAAGGCGUUCUCAUUCGAGAGCUGAGUCUGCAUGCGCGUCUCAGCAAAGACGCCGGGCGCGAAGGCGGAGCCUUUGCCGCCUGCGUUCCUAGAGUAGACAACGACUGUGUUCUCUCCUGCGACCGUCGGCAGUCUUCACUUGCCGACAGAAAUACGAUUUUUUCCAUUUGCCAACGAGAUGCGAACACGACGCUCCGCCACGGUUUUCCAGAUGUUUCUUUCGGAGACAAUGCAGCGACAAGGAAGCGAUGUGAACAAAGACAACCGUGCUCGGCACAGUUCAAUAACGAAUGCAUGCAUGCAGCCAAUUUAUCAGAGGCCGAAAGAAACAGAAAGUCCCUUCAUGCGUUUUUCCCUGCUUGAAAAAAGUCUUUUGUCAAGCGCACGAACUGCCUCUCUUGUAUGUUUGCC
This is a messenger RNA of Toxoplasma gondii ME49, 4176 nucleotides long. RefSeq names its product ATP-binding cassette G family transporter ABCG89 (gene ABCG89). The record is from RefSeq and is a predicted model, not a curated record. The transcript is spliced from 17 exons. Bases 956 to 3394 code for a protein of 812 amino acids. Gene Ontology annotation, molecular function: ATP binding; ABC-type transporter activity; ATP hydrolysis activity. Gene Ontology annotation, cellular component: plasma membrane. Lineage: Eukaryota; Apicomplexa; Conoidasida; Eucoccidiorida; Sarcocystidae.